AUUCAAAAAUGGCGGCGUUGUUGUGCGCUUAAACCCUUGUUGCAAUUUACCGCCAACAGCGUUAUUUCCUGCAAGGAAAAUUGUCAAAAUGGUAGAAAAAAAAUAAUGAGAGAGCUAUUUUACCUAUUGCUUGUCUGCACUUCUGAUAGAUAUUGCUAAUUUAUCGACAAUUUCCUAUCUAAAAGCUUGCGCUCCUACUUCAGUCUGAGUAAAGUGGACCACAAACAUGCUUUGACAAUGUUGGUGAGAAGUGUACUUAAGGCACUAAGGGGUCAUCAUCAUCUUCGAUUGACGAAUACUUACAUUAGAUCCCAAAACUGUAGUUUUGAUGCGUUGAGUCCUUGUGUGUAUGUCAAAAACCUUCAGUCACAAAAUCUGAUAGACAAGUGGAUCUAUCGCUUAAAGAAAGAACGUGUGCCCGAAGCAGAAUUAUCGGUGAAGUUCAUCACAGAACAUGUCCUUGGCAAGGACAGAGCAGGGGUUUCUGGUGUCAAAGAAAACAGCCAGAAUUUAACUAGAGAAGAGAUCAAGAAAAUUAAUAAACUGUGUCGUCAGAGAUUACAAAGAGUUCCUGUUCAGUAUAUUAUUGGUGAAUGGGAAUUUCGCCAUUUGACAUUGUCAAUGGAACCACCUGUUUUCAUUCCAAGACCAGAGACUGAGGAACUAAUUGAUUUGGUGGCCGAACAUCAUGUUCAUGAUGAAACUGAAGGUGGUUCCUUCUCAUUCUUGGAAAUUGGGUGUGGAAGUGGAGCCAUAUGUUUGUCUAUAUUGACUGAGUUUUCCGAGGCUACAUGUGUAGCCAUUGACAAGAAUAAAGCGGCAGUUAACCUAACAAGGCACAAUGCAAACAGAUGCAAUGUAAGUGACAGGAUAGAAUUGCAUCAUGCCGAUGUUCAAUCUGUCCUACCGUUACUUGGGUCAAGAAAGUUCGAUGUCAUUAUCAGCAAUCCUCCUUAUAUUCCCGUAAAAGACAUGGCUCUGUUACAACCUGAAAUCUCCAGAUAUGAAGAUGAACAUGCUCUAUGCGGUGGACCUGAUGGGUUGGAUGUUGUUAAAGACAUUUUACGUGUAUCACCGAUGCUACUAAAGCCUACAAGACGCAGCUCGGUAUGGUUAGAGGUGGACAUUUCUCAUCCCAAGUUGAUCGAUGAAUGGAUCAGUGACAACGAUCUUGGGUUGAAAUACUCCGCAACUUUCAACGACUUCACACGAAGGCCAAGAUUUUGUCAUAUCACCCGAAAAUAACCAACUGCGUUACACUGCAACACGUGUCAAGGCCAGCGGUUUACUUUGUAAACUGGGCUGCAGGUGUUGGUUUUGAAACGGAAUGAGUUUACGGAAAGAAGAGUUCGCCCAGUUCAGCUCGGUGUGUCAUGAAACGUACGUUUAUGAACAUGGAGGAAGAGCGAAACACGUCUUUGCAAGUAUUACCCAAGGCAGAGGUGAAAGUCUGACAUUGGUCAUUCAAUCUAGCACGUUCCGUAAUGGUUUGACCCUUUUCACCCUAGCAUUAGUAUGCAUAUUCUCCAUACUGUUCUCUAUAAAUUUCCUAAGGUGCUGACAAGGAGAAUUUGUUUAACAAUCAAGAGCUUCUUUGGGUGGUAAUCAGCAUCUUUUCCUUGUGACCUUAAUGUGUGAUACAAGGGUGAUAUUUUGAAUUAGAUGCCAGUCACUCAUUGGUAUUAAAAAUAAAGCGCAUUACGAAUGCGUCGCUGUUCCAAACUCGAAGAUAUCACAACAUUUCUUCAGACCUAAGGAGUAAAUAACAAGAAGCCAAUGAAAAGUGGAAGUACAAAGGAAAUUAUUGUCUGAAGUGCAGAAACGCAACUUCCUAUGUAUAACUCUUGAUUGCUUUAAGUUUGAAUCUGAUUGGUUAGGAGGAUAGGGUGCCUUUUUUUUAGACCAAUCACAGAGCGAGGUAGGUAAAAACCGAUCACAUUCCUAGAUUACUUUCGAGACUCAAUGGAAAUAACUGCGGUUAACUCGUCCUAAGAGUAGCAGAUGAUGACAUAAGAGCCUGCUUAUAUGAUUAAUGAGAUAAGAGUUUGCUGAUGUGAUUAAAUCGACUAACUAAUUA
Pocillopora damicornis (cauliflower coral) is the source of this 2077-nucleotide messenger RNA. Its product is annotated as MTRF1L release factor glutamine methyltransferase. Gene Ontology annotation, cellular component: mitochondrion. NCBI's taxonomy places the organism in Eukaryota, Metazoa, Cnidaria, Anthozoa, Scleractinia, Pocilloporidae. The record is from RefSeq and is a predicted model, not a curated record. Gene Ontology annotation, biological process: protein methylation. Gene Ontology annotation, molecular function: nucleic acid binding; protein methyltransferase activity.